CCUGCUGCUGCUGACUUGCUGUCUUGCUGAGCCCAGCCGCGGCUGGAAUCGAAUAACCAGCCUGCGAAUUCCCUCCCCCCGAAGGCCAAAGCUCCCACCUUUCCCCCUCGAUUCCGAGCGCCAGCCCGCGGGACUCCGCGCGGGAACCACGUCGCCGAUCCUUCCUGCUCUCCCCGAAACCGGAUUCUCCUGGUGCCGCGAGGCGGCGGCGGCGGCGUCCCAGAUUUCAGCUGCUCUGUGUGUAGCAGAUUGGGGACUUCUUUUACUGUUUUUUUUUUGGGGGUCAGUAUCUGAACUGAUAGCAUGGGGGCUGUACUUGGACGGCAAGACACCAGCAAGCGGAGUUUCCAUGGUUCAAAGCUGGAGGCGAGGAUGGUGGGUGCCAUGCAGCAGAGAGCGUUGCAUGGAACUACACUGAAAUCGUUCGAUGGUAUCGUCAUGAAGUUUCCCAGAAUCGAUGAGAGUUUUAGGAAAUGCAAGACUAUCUUCGAGCAAUUUGAUGAAGAUUCCAAUGGUGAAAUAGAUAAAGAAGAACUGAAGCAUUGUUUUCAGAAGCUGGAAAUCUCAUUCACAGAGGAAGAGAUAUGUGAUCUCUUUGAAGCUUGUGAUAUAAAUGAAGAUAUGGGCAUGAGUUUCAAUGAGUUCAUUGUCUUUCUGUGCCUUGUUUAUCUUCUUAAUGAACCAGCUGUCACAGAAGCAAAAAUAAAAAUGGGACUAGGAAAUCUUGAGGCAACUUUUGAGACCUUGGUUGAUGCAUUUGUCUUCCUGGAUAAGAACAAAGAUGGGUACGUGAGCAAAGAUGAGAUGAUCGAAGCAAUAAAUGAGACUACAACUGGAGAGCGCUCAUCUGGGCGUAUAGCCAUGAAAAGAUUUGAAGAAAUGGAUUGGGACAAGAACGGCAUGGUGAGCUUCAAGGAAUUUCUGUUUGCAUUCACUCGCUGGGUAGGGAUUGAUGAAAAUGAGGAUGGCGAUGAAUGAGGACCGAGUGCAAAGACUGGUUAUUGUUCAAUUGUUAGGACCAGAUCAGCCCUGAAGUGGCUGGAAAUGAAUGACAGAGGAAAGGAGUAGUCGGUGUUCAUUGAUUGCUUGUUCAUCUUUAUGUUUAUGUUUAUGUUCUUAAUAGAAUGCCUUGUAUGUCCGAACACUGGUAUCAUGGUACAGUUGCUAUCUGUUGCAUCGUUUGUUACAGUAUAUACGUAUUAACGGGACAGGAAAUGAAAACCUCAAUAUGCCAGUCUCCUUUGCUAGAA
Panicum virgatum (switchgrass) is the source of this 1250-nucleotide messenger RNA. Its product is annotated as probable calcium-binding protein CML21. NCBI's taxonomy places the organism in Eukaryota, Viridiplantae, Streptophyta, Magnoliopsida, Poales, Poaceae. The record is from RefSeq and is a predicted model, not a curated record. Gene Ontology annotation, molecular function: calcium ion binding. The transcript has 5 exons. Bases 304 to 978 code for a protein of 224 amino acids.